AUGGAUUACAACACCUCGGGUGGCUUUCCCUCCCGUCGCUCCUACCCCAACCUCCACCACGUCUCCCUCGCUCCACUCACACCCCGAUUCCCAAUCGACGACCCAGAAUCAACAGAUUACUUCAGCCCACGCGAUGACGGCGACGGUCAAAGAACCUCAUACCUCUCCAGCGUCUCAGUACCCAGCACGCCCCCCAUCCUCUCGCACUCCCGCAGCAACUCCCGCAGCAACUCUCGCACCCGCCACGCGCGAAGCAAAAGCUCAACUCUCGCCGGUCCAUUAAGUGACACGAACCUACACAGCAAGGCUGUAGCGCUACCUCUCCACCACCAACCAAUACAUAAGAAGCACUCGGGCUCGUCGCAUUCACGGCGACCGUUCAGCGAAGAACAAGCAAAUAAGUCGGAUGCAGAAUGGAUGCUCCGCGCUGGAAUAGCGCUCGCCUCGUCGACCCGCGAGGAAAAGGGCCAGAGCUGGCUCUCUAAGCGCGAGAGCUCUACCAGUCUUGUUUCUAUGCCUUAUGAGACCGACUCUCCUCACCGCCACCAUACACGCACCAAAUCCGGCGCUUCGUUACGCAAGUCUCGCUCCGGUGCAUCUACUCCAGCGUUGUCUCGCCGGAACUCUCGUUCUCGCGGAGGGAGUAGACGGGGUAGCCGUGGAGGUCUGGUUAUGACAACCAUGCCAUCGCUUUCGUCUGCUUCUGGAAAGGUAUCUAGUCCUGGGACGGGUACUGUGACCCCAGAAGUCCGUGGGCGUGGUACUUUGGAGCCUGAUUUCGUGCACGAGGAGAUUCGCGCUGGGAUAGCCGCUUUGCAGCGGGAAAGAGGUAUCUCGGAUGAAGAAUCGGGGCUCUGGGACGAGGACGAAAGUGGAUCGGAGUAUGAUGACGAUUUCUCUGAUCAAACACCGGAUGAAUUCGAUGAGGCUGACCUGCAUCGGCUUACCCGUGAGCGUGGGUUUGGUCUGGGGGGCUGGAUUGAUCGCCUGUUUGAAUGGACUUUGUUUGGCGUGGACGAGUUUCCUGUUCCUGUGGUUCCGACUCCUGCAACGCGGAUCGGGGCUACUACGACUACGACUACGGUUACUUUUGAGGAGCCGGAUUAUUCGCGCGAUAAUGAUGAACUGCAUGACAAUCUGUCAUUGGUUUCUGCUGGUGAUGAGGCAGAUACCCUUUCGCAUACGGAUGGCGAGUCGGUUGCUGGUACUGAGAAGCCCGGUGCGCAGGGCGGCUGGGAGGAUGCGUCCUGGCUGUUCCGCGUCGUCAGGCGGGCAUUAAUAUAA
Molecule: messenger RNA, 1284 nt
Organism: Penicillium cinerascens
Lineage: Eukaryota; Fungi; Ascomycota; Eurotiomycetes; Eurotiales; Aspergillaceae
Product: DUF3984 domain-containing protein
Exons: 2
Coding region: 1-1284 (427 amino acids)
Source: RefSeq, a predicted model, not a curated record